ACUAUUUGUUUUAAAUUUCAGAUUUUUGUUUGCUUUUAUUCUGUGUGUUUACAAAGAAAUUGGUCCCGGCUACUUUUAUGCGCAAUUUCCGUCGUCGUCGUUUCCAUGGAAGCAAUUACACCCACAAAAGACCAGGAAAGCAUCGCAACUCUGCGGGAAGGCGGCGACUUCCUUAAAUCAAACGGCAAUUCCAACUUCAAGAAAACUUUUUUCUACUUCGACGAAACAACGAACGAGUUAAAAUGGAAAGGAAAACGAAAAGUAAAAUCAGUGCCAAUUGCAUCUAUGAACGAAGUCUGUCAAGGCAGACCCCCAUCUCACUUCAACGGAGAUUCUCUUAAAGAUAACUGCGUGUCUAUACUUCACGGUCAACCGGGUCGUUGGACGUACAUGGUUGCUGGUUCGUCCGCCACAGCUGCUGUGUGGCACACUACGAUUCAGUCAUUAAUUGAUAAACACGUUCAAUCGUUGGAAUCAGCGCUAGUACCACCGACCAAGAUGUCAAGAGAAACUUGGGUGAAACAGACCUUUGAACAAGCAGACAAGAACGGAGACGGUCAACUGAACUUGGAUGAAAUCAUGCAGUUGAUGAGAAAACUUAACAUCAACUUGCCUCGCCGUAAAGUCAAAAAACUUUUUAAAAUGACGAAAAGCGAAAGCCGGAGAAGUCUGUUUGCGAUACAACUCAAUCAACAGGAAGCUGACUCGACACUUAACGAUGACUGCGACGGGCAUCUAGAGUUCGAAGAAUUCUUACAGUUCUAUCGCAAGGUGUCAGUGAGGAGCGAGCUCGUUUCAAUCUUCGCAAAAAUUUCGCGAAACAGUUAUUUACCCCUGGAUGACUUCCUUCAAUUUCUACAAAGCGAGCAAAGCGCGUGUGACGUCACAAAGGAUUAUUGUAUUCAACUUAUUGAGGAAUUUGAACCUGAAGACUCCAACAAAGAAAAUCAUCGAUUUAGUUUUCAAGGUUUUACCAAUUUCCUUCUGAGUGAGCACUGUGACGUAAUAGACCGUGAUGAAUUGAAAGGGCGACCAGAUCGAAUGACGAAACCACUUUCUCAUUAUUUCAUAAACUCCUCCCAUAAUACAUACUUAGUGGGUGACCAGCUUACAAGCCAAAGUUCAACUGCCACGUACGCAAAAGCGCUGGCCGCUGGGUGCCGCUGUGUGGAACUUGACUGUUGGGACGGGCCUGGCGGUGAACCGAUCAUCCACCACGGUUAUACUUUUACUUCCAAAAUUUUAUUCUAUGACGUCAUAAAGGUCAUUGAUCAACACGCAUUUCUAACUAACCCGUACCCUGUUACUCUCUCCAUUGAAAACCACUGUGGCCUGGCUCAACAGCGACGCAUGGCGGAUAUAAUGAAGCAGAUAUUCGGUUCGAAACUCGAGGUGUGUGACACUGAAAAGGGACGACUCCCAUCACCCCAUGACCUUAGAAAGAAAAUCUUAAUUAAGUGCAAGAAGUUGGGAAAUGAUCUUGAUCCUCUAAAGAUGGAGGGCGAAGUAAGUCCGGAGGCAAGCGAGGAAGACGACGAGUUUGAAGAGCUUCCUCUUCCAGAUAGAUCCCAACAAUCUACUUCCCCAUCCUCCACAAGUCCUAGUCCAGCAAACGAACACAGCCGAGUCAGUUGGUUAACUCAUCUUCGCAGAAGUGGACGAAAGAAACUUCUUAAAUCUUUCGGUGGUGAAGAAAAUCGAAGCCGGUCCCUAGACAACCCUGAUUCAAACAACCGAAACAUGCAAUCAACUAAAACCAGAGCAGUGUCAGAGUGUGACGUCAGUGACCCUACGUCACAGCCUAUGACGUUCAGACGCCGUCUCAGCAAGCGGUUCACGAGGUCGCGGUUUAGAGAUCGAACUGGACGUCAUUCCUCCGCAUCUUCAAGUGAAGAUAAUCAGGGCCAGAGAAACAGAAGACGAGUUCUCUCGCGCCACCUCUCGGAUUUGGUGAUUUAUACUCGAUCCAUAGAAUUCCCAGGUUUCGACGCCACCACUGAAGGAGCAUUUGAAGUGUGGUCCUUCAGUGAGAAAAAGGCUCAAGCACUGGUUGAAUCCAGAGCUUCCGACAUGGUCCGACUCAACAAGACAAGACUGAGUCGUAUUUAUCCAUCUUCGCUUCGUUUUAGUUCAAGUAAUUUUAAUCCGACUUAUUACUGGAGCGCCGGAUGUCAACUGGUUGCCCUAAACCACCAAACCCGUGACCGUUUCAUGCAACUCAACGAUGCGAUGUUCGAACUCAACGGUGGAUACGGAUAUGUUCCUAAACCACAGUGUUUGUUGGAGAGCGAACAUUUUAAUCCUUUGGCAACGUCAUUUCCCAAAAACCGUGACGUCAUGCAGCUAUCUAUUCACGUCAUCAGCGGUCAACAUUUGCCGAAACCACCAAGCAGCGUUCUUGGCGAAAGGGGGGAGAUCAUCGACCCAUUCGUUGAAGUGGAAAUUUACGGAGUGAACAUAGACAGCGCAAAGAAGCAAACGUCUGUAGUCGAUGACAACGGUUUCAACCCAGUGUGGGACCAGCAGUUAGACUUUACAAUAUUCUACCCUGAGCUUGCCUUUGUAAGGUUGGCUGUUUGGGAUAGUGACCCGAUCGGACGAGAUUUCAUUGGCCAAAGAACUAUUGCAGUAAAAGCAAUGAACACGGGUUAUCGUCAUAUCCACUUGACUGGUUCACCGUACGCUUCUAUCUUCGUUAAAAUCACAAAAGUCAUGUCGAAUAAAAAGCUAACGAAGAAAACUACGUUAUACAAAAUGACUUCAAAAUUACAGCGCAACAAAAAAUCUACUCCGAAAGGAAACAUUGGGCCCACAACGACUGUGUCAAAACAAAACACUCUAUCUGCAAUGACGUCAUUCAGUACGCGAAAAUCACUGACUUCUAACAGUUCGCCAGUCGCUGAGACAAAAUCCCGGGAUAUGUGCGCAGGGGAAAAUGUGGAAAACGUAGCUAGGUCGACGGAUAUUAUAAAUACACGAAUCCAAGAGUCACCUGACGUAACAAAGAUAUCCUGUGACGUCACAGACGCCCCACGCGUCCUGCCAAAAUACCGAUACGCUUCCCUUCCAAGAACCCGUAAACCUGAUUUAAUUAAAACUUCGAAAAUCCGAUCGAAAGAAGCCGAAGACGCAGUUUUGAAUCUUGCCCCAUUACCGUCGAAUCAACAUAAAACCAAAACCAUGACGCAACUUCAAGGAAAUGAAAAGAAGACCAGUCGCAUCUCGGCCUACUUCUCCAAGCUGCUCCGGAAGAAAAAGAAAAAUACCAAGCGUUGCUACACCGAUUGCAACAAUGACGUCAUUACUGAUGACGCAAGGAACGGAAAAAAGCGAGCCAAAACAUCGAAGCAUAAUAUCAGCACUGUGUCCGUGGAACUGAGUGUGGUAAAGGGGAAUCAUCCUCCGGACAUGCUACGUGAGGAUGAGAUGAUCAGUGACGUCUUGGAAGAAACAGAGGUCCGAGAAGAUUUUAAAAACGUCGCUUCCUCUAAAUCUGCGAUUACUUCAACGCCAAUAGACCUGGAAAAGAAACGAAGCCCUCAGAAAAACCGAAACAAGAACAACAACAGCAAUUCUAAGAGGAAUGCCUCACGAAAACUGAUGGAUGAGGAACUUAACCUGGAGUUAAAGACCUCGAACAAGAUUCAGUCGUUGCAAAACCACCGCGACGAACCGAAUCCUUCCAGUGCUGGCAUUUACACCACAUUGAGGAACCAAGAACCCAGCGGAACGAAAGACGAACAGUCGGGUUGUUCAACUAAGCAAACAAGUGUUGAAGGUAUGGGGUCUGAGUGCCAGCAGUUCAGACGGAGUCGUAGUUUCUCUGGAAAACAAAUCGCAGCUCGAAGAAAUGGUAGCGAGGGUGGGAAAAGGUCUGCGUUAAGUGUUUUCAAUCCAAACUCGCCGAUAAGAACGAUCACUGCUGAACAGAGAAGUAGAAGCGUAGGUAACGUUAGUUGCGAUAUUGGCAAUCAGUCUGUUGCUGCUAAACAGUUGUCGCCUAAGAAAAGUAAGACACAACCCCCGAAAAGCAGCCUUGCGCCCAAAUUCCGCUGUACGAGCUUGAUGGAUCUUUCUAGAGAUGAAUUAAAGAAAAAAGAAACCGCGAGGAUACAGCACAACAAAGACUGCGCGCCGGCACGAAAACCAGUGCGUCGUGUGAACUCCAGACCACAACAGAUGGUUGGUAGUAAUAGUUUGGCGCAACAGAUUAUUAAAUUAACUUCCGCGACUCCACGCUCUGAGAUCGAUCAGCGUCGACGCCGUCCAGGGGCGAACGUCACUCGCCCAAAAUCUGUCAUGGAACCACUUGAAUCAGACUAUGUAACCAUUACGCCUAUCUCGACACCCUACAUUCCAGACCACCAGAACAGAUACUCGACCGUGAACAGCACAAGCCACAUGAAGACAGAUCGUAAACUUUCGUGGCUGACACCGUCAAAGUCGCUGGGGUCUUUGGUGCCGGAAACUUACGAAAAUACGCCGAAACGAAGUUGCAACGACACUUUUGUAAGCGUGGACUCUUACGUCUCACCGGCUGUAGAUUACCAAGCGGAAGCCAAAGAGCUGUUGGCAAGGUUACGGCUCUCGAUGAAGGAGGCAGUACCAGAACGUACACAGUAUGUUGCUAUGGCACCGCAUGCUUAUACAAGUAGUUACCAGCCCCAACGAAGCUAUAGAAGAUCAAAAAGUGUCGAAGCAUUGGCAGCACAAACACAUCGAAAACCAGUAACGCAGCAAGACACACAAGAACUCCACGACGCCACCCAACGACCAGGAACGCGCAGUCGUAACCGGGCACGCAACAUCAACAAACGCUUCAGCAUGUACAACUCCAACGAAAACGUAGCAGCUAUAGCAGCUGCGGAGAACGCUUUCAAGUCACCACCAAGUUACAGUGACUACGUUUACAUAAGCGGGCUUCAAGCGCCUCCACAAUCUACAACUAACGUUCCUCGCCGGCUUCAUAAGACAGAACGCUGCUCUCCAAACAACGGUGUUAUUGUAUCUUCCCGUUCAAGUGACUUUUACCACCUUAACCUAAUCAUGACUGAUCCCCGCUCCAACCCUGAUGGUGCAGAAAGAUCCCCAGUUUCCGAUGGCCACCAUCGCGCCAACCACUGCAGGUCGCUAGAGCGCCCGUCUUCCAAGCGACCUCACAUCUACUACGCUCUCGAUGUUUAAUAUGUCAAAGUUCGAGUUCGAAAUUGUACCUUGUCGUUUAUCUUGCUUCGAGUUUCUGACCAAUCUUAUAGAGUAUAAUGCUGCUUUGUCGUUUAUAGAUAUAUUUAUUAGCUAAUAUUUGCUUUUGCAUUUUUCUGUGUUGAUGUUCUUAAUGCUACUGCCUGUAUUUAUGUAAAAUAAAUGGCUCUAGAUAUAUUGUAGUUUUUACAGCAAUGUAACGUUAUGUUAUUGGUGGACUACUUAGUAGUACCUUUGCUUUUCUCUUCCAGACUGCUUUUUAUCAUUGGUCUGUCGGCUUGGUUGACCUAUUUACGAAACAAUCUGUGUUGCAUUUCCCUUCUAUCGUAGCAUUAGUAUUUUAAAACGCAAUACAUUUCUUAUAAAAUA
Molecule: messenger RNA, 5571 nt
Organism: Ciona intestinalis (vase tunicate)
Lineage: Eukaryota; Metazoa; Chordata; Ascidiacea; Phlebobranchia; Cionidae
Source: RefSeq, a predicted model, not a curated record